UUGCCCAAAUUAUUUUAUUUAUAAAUCAAACAAUUUAAAUAAAUCUUCACAAAAUAUGGUGUUUGAGGUGCCACCAUGGGACAAGGGUGCUGAAGUCAUCCAGUUCAAGCCCGUGCAGGAAGCGGGCAGUGGAGCCGCUGCCAAGACAAAAGCCAAAAAACUCAAGAAGAAAAAACCAAAGGCAAAGAAGCAGGCGGAUCAGACGGAUUCUACACGGGCAACAGCCGCGGGCUACAGACUGGGCAGAGGGCCGCUAGCGCCGCCGCCGGAUUCCUCGGAUGAUGAGGCGGACGAUGAGCUGCGGGCCAUGCACAAGAUCAGAAGCGGACGCAUUGAAAAGCAGCGGCCAACAGCCAAAACAGCCAAGGAUAAAAAGAAGCAGCUGACACUACUGAAGCCAGCCUUAAUACAGGACGCAGUCCAGGCCAUGGAGGCGACGCCCACAACCGCAGCAGCCGGCCCACCGGCCACGUUGGCCAAUAAGCUGCAGUCAGAGCUGCUGGGCGGUCGAUUUCGCUACAUCAACGAGCAGCUGUACACGAUGAACAGCCAAAAGGCGGAGCAACUUUUCCGGUCGGAUGGCGAUGCCUUCGAAGCCUAUCACGCCGGCUAUCGUCAGCAGGUGGACAAGUGGCCAGCGAAUCCGUUGGCGCGCAUCAUUAAGACCAUCAAAAGGCUGUCCAAAACGGCCAUCAUUGGUGACUUUGGCUGCGGCGAGGGCAUGCUGGCUAAAUCGGUACCCAAUAAGGUGUACUCCAUGGACUUGGUCUCGACCCGGGCCGACAUCAUUGCCUGCAACAUCACCAAGACGCCGCUGGAGCCGCAAUCGCUGGACGUGGCUGUCUACUGCCUCUCGCUGAUGGGCACCAACCUCAACGAUUAUCUGCUGGAGGCAAACCGUGUGCUCAAACUGCACGGCAAUGUCUACAUUGCAGAGAUUCAGUCCCGCUUCGAGGAUGUUCGCGAGUUUGUGCGCUUCAUGAAAUCUUGCGGAUUUGAUCUGGUCAAGAAGGAUGUGGCUGUGAACUAUUUCUACUUCUUCCAAUUUCGAAAAAUGCAACAUGUUGACAAGCUAGUCAAACUGAAGCCCUUCUCGCUCAAGCCGUGCCUGUACCGCAAGCGGUAGCAAUAAUGCACUGAA
Drosophila novamexicana is the source of this 1141-nucleotide messenger RNA. Its product is annotated as ribosomal RNA-processing protein 8. NCBI's taxonomy places the organism in Eukaryota, Metazoa, Arthropoda, Insecta, Diptera, Drosophilidae. The transcript has a single exon. The coding region runs from base 56 to 1126 and encodes 356 amino acids. Gene Ontology annotation, cellular component: nucleolus; chromatin silencing complex; rDNA heterochromatin. Gene Ontology annotation, biological process: cellular response to glucose starvation; regulation of transcription by glucose; rDNA heterochromatin formation. The record is from RefSeq and is a predicted model, not a curated record. Gene Ontology annotation, molecular function: methyltransferase activity.